AUGCAAAAGGUACGCUCUUAUUAUUUAUUUAAAUUUGUUUUCGAGCUGCUUAUAAAAUUACUAUUUCAUAUUAUUCCCUCUCGAGCCUUCUUUUCACUUCGUUUUUUACUUAAUUUCUCUAAGAGUUCAUGUUUGUUCUCUCUUGUGAUAUAUUGCUUAUAAUCCAUAAUAAUUUCUUUAUAUACUUUCCAAGAUAAUUUAACCCUCCCACCUAAAAGGAAUUAAUAAUAAUCUG
Molecule: messenger RNA, 235 nt
Organism: Tuber melanosporum (Perigord truffle)
Lineage: Eukaryota; Fungi; Ascomycota; Pezizomycetes; Pezizales; Tuberaceae
Exons: 3
Coding region: 1-162 (53 amino acids)
Source: RefSeq, a predicted model, not a curated record